Conger conger (European conger) is the source of this 2377-nucleotide messenger RNA. RefSeq names its product OTU deubiquitinase 5a (gene otud5a). The transcript is spliced from 9 exons. NCBI's taxonomy places the organism in Eukaryota, Metazoa, Chordata, Actinopteri, Anguilliformes, Congridae. The record is from RefSeq and is a predicted model, not a curated record. Gene Ontology annotation, biological process: protein deubiquitination. Gene Ontology annotation, molecular function: cysteine-type deubiquitinase activity; K63-linked deubiquitinase activity. The coding region runs from base 284 to 1942 and encodes 552 amino acids.
AAGGGAAGUGACGUUGCCUGUCGUCAGGUCUGUGUGUUGAUGUUUUGUAGAAGCUGGAAAGCCUGGAGGACGGAAAGAGAGACCGUUUGUUUUUGUUCUCCGAGCGCAGGAGCUCAGAGCGACUUGGAAUAUUUACUUUCGAAUUUUCUCGUAAUAGUUUCAAGGAUAACAAACGAUUUAUAAAAGUUAAACAACUAAACAACACAAUUAGCUAGCAACAUCAUUCGCUGAAAAGGAGGAAUCGUCACCCCUCUGACCCCCCUCCCUAAUAACAGACACAACCAUGACGAUUCUUCCGAAGAAGAAACCGAGCUCGACAGUCGGAGUGUCGGACCAUCCAGACGAAGCAGAUCGGAGGAGCGGUUCCGACCCACAUCAGCAUCCACACGGGGGUCGGGCAGGAACGAGGCCUCGGGCCUCUCCGCCACCCUGGCCGUACCAGGCCGCGCCACCCUCGUCAAGGGAGGACAGACGAAAUGAAGCAAGCUCCCGGCCACAACAGGCCUCCCCUCCGCCUGUAGGAUCGGGAUCGCCUGUCGGUCCAGUGGAUGGAAGUGGAAGUGGCGGUGUAGCAUGUGUCGCUGGAGGACGUGGGGAACUGUCAGGUGGUGUAGGCUGCGGUGGGGGGAUCGGAAGUUGUUGUUCUGGGCCCGGUCUCAGUAAAAGGCGACGGCAGGCGCCUUGCGCCGGUGGAGUGGCCGGUGGAGGGGCAGUCGGUGUAACUGGGGGAGGUGGUGGGGGUCCCAGUCCUGACACCGAGGAAGGGGCCGGUUACAACAGUGAGGACGAGUACGAGAAUGCAUCUAGACUGCAGUCAAUGGACCCAGCAACAGUCGAACAGCAGGAACACUGGUUCGAGAAGGCCCUGGGGGAGAAGAAAGGCUUUGUGAUUAAGAAGAUGAAAGAAGACGGAGCGUGCCUCUUCAGAGCAGUCGCCGAUCAAGUAUAUGGAGACCAAGAUAUGCAUGAAGUGGUCCGAAAACACUGUAUGGACUACCUGAUGAAGAAUGCAGAUUACUUCUCAAAUUAUGUGACAGAAGACUUCACCACAUAUAUCAACAGGAAGAGGAAAAGCAACUGUCACGGGAACCACAUCGAGAUGCAGGCAAUGGCGGAGAUGUACAAUCGGCCUGUGGAAGUUUACCAGUACGGUACAGAACCAAUCAACACGUUCCAUGGCAUCCACCAGAACAACGACGAGCCAAUCAGAGUCAGCUACCAUCGUAACAUUCACUACAACUCUGUGGUGAACCCCAACAAAGCCACCAUCGGAGUUGGCCUGGGUCUACCAGCCUUCAAACCAGGGCAGUAUGCAGACCAGUCACUAAUGAAGAACGCCAUCAAAACCUCGGAGGAGUCCUGGAUCGAGCAGCAGAUGCUGGAGGACAAGAAGAGAGCCACCGACUGGGAGGCGACCAACGAGGCCAUCGAGGAGCAGGUGGCCCGCGAGUCCUACCUGCAGUGGCUCCAGGACCAGGAGAAGCAGGCGCGACAGCCCCGGAAGGCCAGUGCGACCUGCAGCUCAGCCACUGCGGCUGCAUCCAGUGGUUUGGAGGAAUGGAGUGCCCGUUCCCCCCGACAACGCAGCUCCGCCCCCUCGCCGGAACACCCGGACCCUCCUCACUCGGACACGGCCACCAAGCCCCCCUCCCCCGCCGGGGCAGCCCUCAUGAUGCCCAAACCCCCAUCACCCUGCGCUCCAGGUCCCAGUAGCCAGUCCUGUGUGGGCCCAGACAGAGCCUCUUCCUCCUCCCUUGUGUCUCUGUACCCUGCGCUGGAGUACCGUGCCAUUAUGCAGGAAAUGUCACCCACUGCCUUCGGCUUAACAGACUGGGAAGAUGAUGAGAUUUUGGCUUCCGUCUUGGCGGUUUCACAACAAGAGUACCUCGAUAGCAUGAAGAAGAACGCAAUGCACAGAGAGCCUUCCCCAGACAGUAGUUGAUAUUGGGGAUGGGGUGUUGGUUUAAAAAAAAAAAAAUCAACUGGGAAGUGACAGAACAGGAAAAAAAAAAACACAUUUUUUCUCAGUCAUCAUAAUAUCUUCCAAUCUUCUCUUUUACUCCUCCCAUCUCUCCAUUCUCAGACUCUCUUCACUCAUCUAUACAGUACCAUCGUAAUCAGACCCCAUCCCCCCUUCCUUUAUAAUACCCUUGACACCAUUGGACUUAUUUAGGUGCAUGUUUAAAUAAACACAACGAACAUCAUCAUAGAAAAAAAAAAAAAAAAGAAAGAAUAAAAAUUGUAAUAAUGUCAUACUUAUCUUCUUAAUGAUUAAUUAAUAUAAUUUUGUUUUAUUUUAUUUUCUCUUUUUUGGGAUGAAAAAAUACUUGUUUUUCUUGGAAUAAAAAAGAAAACUUUCUGAAGAAAAAAAAAAGAA